Rotaria sp. Silwood2 is the source of this 810-nucleotide messenger RNA. The record is from the annotation of a GenBank genome assembly. Lineage: Eukaryota; Metazoa; Rotifera; Eurotatoria; Philodinida; Philodinidae.
AUGAUAUUUAAUAACACGGAACAUAUUCUGAAUAUGACACAAUUAUCAAAGUCAAUUAUUAAUGAUCUUAAUCUUGUUACAGAAAGAUUUGUCAUCCAUCUUCCAUUUAUUUUUUUUAUCUUUGGUUUGAUUGGAUUCAUUGGAAAUCUUUUCACCUACCUUCAUGCUGCACUUCGUUCGAAUACUUGUUGUAUUUAUUCACUCUGUGGUUCAAUAAUUGAUAUAAUCAAUCUUUCUCUCAAUUUAUUUGCAAGAUAUCUUUCUCAAAAAUAUGCAACUCAUAUUUCAUGGUAUAGUUCACGUGUUACAUGCAAACUUAAUAUUUUUCUUCUUGCAUUUCUUCCUCAUUUAUCAAUUAAUUUUUUGCUCAUGGCUACCAUCGAUCGAUUUGCUUGUACAUGUAAACUUACAUCGCCUAUACAUCGGCUUAAUCAACUUAAAACAGUACCAUGGAUGAUCAUUAUUACAAUUAUUUCUAGUUGUAUUGCAUCAAUCUAUUCAGCUAUUUUGUAUGAUCUUGUGGAUGGAUCACAGUGUAUUUCUACACAACCGCAACUGAAUAGUAUUUUGUAUAUAAUAUUGGGUGGUGUGAUGCAACCAUCAUUGAUGUUGAUUUUUGUAUUACUUACUCGUCGAAAUGUAAAUCACAGUAAACGACGUGUAGGUAGAGUUACAGCGACACGAGGACCACAUUUGCAAAAUCAAUUCAUUUUAAUGAUAUUUUCUCAAGUGGUAGUAACAGCUUUCUUAUUAUUACAAUGGAUUAUUCCCGGUGAAAAAUAUUCCGAAGAAAAUCCAGAUUAUUUUUGA